This is a messenger RNA of Vidua chalybeata, 1964 nucleotides long. RefSeq names its product heat shock protein family B (small) member 2 (gene HSPB2). The transcript has 2 exons. Gene Ontology annotation, molecular function: structural constituent of eye lens; protein folding chaperone. NCBI's taxonomy places the organism in Eukaryota, Metazoa, Chordata, Aves, Passeriformes, Viduidae. The record is from RefSeq and is a predicted model, not a curated record. Gene Ontology annotation, biological process: protein refolding; response to heat. The coding region runs from base 358 to 903 and encodes 181 amino acids.
GGAAAGAAGGAAAGAAGGAAGGAAAGAAGGAGGGAAGGAAAGAAAGAAGGAAAGAAGGAAGGAAAGAAGGAGGGAAGGAAAGAAAGAAGGAAAGAAGGAAGGAAAGAAGGAGGGAAGGAAAGAAAGAAGGAAAGAAGGAAGGAAAGAAAGAAAGAAGGAAGGAAAGAAGGAAGGAAAGAAGGAGGGAAGGAAAGAAAGAAGGAAAGAAGGAAGGAAAGAAGGAGGGAAGGAAAGAAAGAAGGAAAGAAGGAAGGAAAGAAAGAAAGAAGGAAAGAAGGAAAGAAAGAAGGAAAGAAGGAAGGAAAGAAGGAAGGAAAGAAGGAAGGAAAGAAGGAAGGUGCCCGUCCUGGACACGCCAUGGCCGCCCGCACCGUGCCCCACGCCUACCCCAUGAGCUCCGAGUAUGAGUUCGCCAACCCCAGCAAGAUCUACGACCAGAACUUUGGAGAAGGUGUGUCCCCAUCGGAGAUUUUAGCCCCUGCCCUGUACCACGGCUACUACAUCCGGCCCCGGAUCAACAAGCAGCUGGAGAGGGGCACCUCGGAGAUCUGCCUGAACGAGCACAAGUUCCAGGUGUUCCUGGACGUCUGCCAGUUCCUGCCCGACGAGCUCAGCGUGCGCACCGUGGACAACCUGCUGGAGGUGGCGGGGCAGCACCCGCAGAAGGCUGACCGCCACGGCUUCGUCUCCAGGGAGUUCACCAGGACCUACAUCCUGCCCCUGGACGUGGAUCCCUUGCUGGUCAGGGCCACCCUGUCCCACGAUGGCAUCCUGAGCAUUGUGGCUCCCCGGACGGGCAAGGAGGUGAAGGCCAGAGUCAACGAGGUGAAGAUAACCCAGCAGGAGCAGCCAGUGGGGAAAGAAGAACAGGCUGAGGAAGGAAAAGAGAAGGAAACAUCCUAAAGGCCGCAGAUCUGGGAAGGUGGGGGGGACAGGGAUGGGGAAUCCGCAGUGCCAGACCCCUGUUUCUCACCAUCAGUGUUUAGCAGGGCGCUGAGGCAGCCACACUUCUGCUGCUCGAGGCUGAUGGCUGGGAACAAAAGGGACCUGGAACUGGAAAAAAAGAGUGGGACUGAAGUGUGAGGGUGAGUGACUGUAAUGCAAGUCUUCUUCUAGGCCAGGUGACCGUGAAGGGAGCUCUGCUCUCACCCAGGGUCACUCCUACCCUGAACGGUGAGGCUGUGUCUCAAUGGACUGCGCUCCAGUCCAGAAGGGCACUGGGAAGACAGAAAAGGGGAUCCCAGUGCCUGGCUUCUGAGCUGGAGGCUGAGAUUCGUGGCUGUGCAAGGUGGGUGUUGCUGUGUAAAAGUGCCUGCAGCAAUCAGGAGGAGAGGGGAAUAAAUCUGCCUCUGCUCUUGUCUUGUUUGCCUCGGAUUCGUGUUGCUCCUGUGCAGCAGGAAGGAUGGACAGUGCCCAGCUGGGGCUGAGCUCACCUGUGGAAGUGGCACCAGUGGGGACAUGGAGGGACUGUGGCCACCUCUGGGCCUCACCCCCUGGCCCAGCUGCUGGUUUAGGGAGCCCAGAGUGAAGUGACCUCAAGGACAAAAAGGUGAGGAGUGAUGAGCCCUUGGAAGGUCCCUGAGCAUCUCCAGAGCUGCAGCUGGAAUGAGCCCGAGUUAAUGGGGCACAGAUUAAUGCCCAGCCACAGCCUGUGCCUGCUCAGCCCUUUAGUUACAUCCUUCCCACACAGACCUCUGUGGGGGGACUGAACCCAAAACACUGAAGGGAGAGGCUCUGCUCAGCCCCCAGUUGCCUUGCUGGCGCCCCAGCCCCGUCUGUGAAGGCAGGGAGGGGCUGGUUUGGCCCCUUUUGCAGACACACUGUGAUGCUACGUGAGCAAUGUCCCCGUGGUCUCGUGACGGGGACAGGGAUCGUGUGUGCUGCUGGCGCUGGCAGCGGCCCCGGGGCUCAGCAGGUGACAGUUGCCACCCUUGUGUCGUCAGGGCCGAGCCAGGCACACAAAA